GUCUUUUGCUGGCCUAUCGGCCGACUCAUUACAUAUUCUAGAAAUAAAACAUAACACGCCAAUGUCAGGGAGUACCACAGAUUUGUUUCAUGUGAUUAGGUAGAUGAGACUUAUAUACGAAGAAUUUCUACUUUAAGUAAGAUCGUAUAAUUUUGAAUAAAAUUCAACAAUGGUUUCGUUGCUAUAUAUAUAUAUAUAUAUAUGUGUGUGUGUGUGUGUAGUAGCUGUGCUAGCUAUACUCAAACCGGGUUGACAAAAUAGUUUCAAACGGAAACCCAACUGAUACAAUUUUACUUUUGAUAGCCACCACGAAGAAUUUUACCAGAAUUUUACCGAAAAUGUAUUCAUAUAUUUUGGGUGUAUUUUCUCUUCUUUUUUUGGGGUCAAAGUGCAUGGGUGUAGUUUCUCGAUUCGUAGUACGUUGGACGGGAAUUCAGUCUGACGUGAACGUGCGAUCUAGUAUAGUUAACGUCCACUAAAACCAUACUUAUACGUUUCGUUUAAACAUCGGUCUUAUACAAAGUUCGUACAUAAUUGUUUGCAUAUUUUUAAUAGCACAAAUCAUAUUCGGUUUGCAGCUCACUAAUUGAUAAAACAAAGUGUUCUGCGUCUAAAGAGUUUUGGCAGAUCUUGAACGAAGAAACAAAAGAAAGAACAGUGUACAACAGUACAUGUAUGUAAAUAAGAAUCAAGAAGGUUAGACCACAGUAAAUUGAACCCGUAUUUUUCGGCAAAACAACGACUUUGUCCUCUUCAUUCUCGUCAUCUUGUGUCAAUUAUUAUGGUCAUUAUUGGUUCUUUUGUAAAUUUAAGGCGAUGCAAGCACGCGUGGUAAUCAUUUUAGUAUUCAUAUUUCGCAGUAAUUAUGAAAUUCUAUCGACUUUGAGUUUUUUUUCUUGAUUCAUAAUUUAACAAGUGCGCAAAAAGUAAUGUGCCAAUUAGUAUUUACUCCAAUUUAACCAGUCCCUCGUGCAUGCACCUCGAAGAUGUUUGAUUAAAAAUAGUAAACACACCACUUCUUACUUUCUUAGAAUGGCAUCAUAACGUCUUUAGAUUAAAUACAUAGGGAAUUAAGUAUCUCAAUUCACGAUCUACAAACUUUGGAAGAUACGUAACUAGAUUACCUUUUUCGAAAGAAUUAUGUCAAGAAUAAAACGGUCAAUUAAUCUGAAAAUUACUUCUGAAGAUGAGAUACUAAUGUAUACAUUCUAGUUUCGUUCUUAAUUAAUCGUUGAUUAAGCGGCUGCUAAUUUCCUAAGUAUGGUAAAGCCUGAAUACCAUGGUCCGUGUCCAACGGAUGAUGAUAGCUAUAAUGAAAAAGCUGCCUAAGUGAAGAACCGGUAGAAUGCCAGGCUACUUAGCCAGCCAAUCAACCGGAGAGGAGCAUAAGAGAUCAAAAGGACCCCUACACUUGUCCAGGCCCGUUCCUUCUUUAAGGCACAUAAAGCAUUAGCUUUAGGCCACAUAUCUUUAGAAAACAAUUUUUUUUUUCUUUUUUUUUUCUUUAGAAAACAAUUUGGUCACAUACAUUCAUAUUGAUGUAGCUUAAAUGGUCAAAUGAUAAGAUAUAUAUCUCUCAUGCAUCCCCGGUUCACACUACCAUUUUGAUAUUCGUUUUUUUUUUCUGUUUUAUUAAAGAGUUUUCAUUGAACUUUGAUGUUAAAAAAUUUAAUCAAUUUAGCAUUGAACUUUGAUGUCAAAUAAAUUUCAUGUGUUCACCAUUAGCAAAGCUUAUGAAAAUAAUUCUUACCUUAUUUUAUAUAAGGGCCACAUAUUUCCAAAUGUUUUAAGCCACAUAAAUACACGGGACGGCACUGCACUUGUCCCUCGCUACCUAAAACUAUAAUGUGAUAUGACUCGUCUCUGAAUCUUGUCGUGCUUCGAGCCAAACACCGCACGUAUGGUCUACUUCAGUGCGUGUCGACCCUUUUGAAACAUAAACGGAUAAAGCUCCUUCUCUGGUAAGUCGGCAGAUUCUGUUUCUCUUGAACCCAAAAGGGAACAAGAACAUGUAUUAUAAUUUAGUAACACAAGGGAAAAACUAUGAAUACAUAUAACAUAUUAGCUCAUUAUACGUGUUUACACGAAGCCCACAAGUUUUGCUUUUCCACUAAUGAAUGAUCCGAGCCAUGCCGUUUGUUUUUGUUUGAUAGUACUAUUGCUCAUUCAGUUUCAUUUUAAUUAUCGUUCUAGGUUUAUGCAAACUGAUUAAUAAAAUAUAUAAUUUUGUAUAUUUCCAAAAUAAAAACACAAUUACCAAUACACUUUACCAUAUUUCAACCAAUAGAAUAAAAAAAACUGGAGAAUCUUAUUAACAAAUUUUAUAUUAAAACUCUAAAACGACAUUUAUUUUGAAACGAAAAUUUUUUUCUACAACCACAACUAAAUCGAAACGGAAUGAGUAUUAGGUUUUUGUUUUCUUCCUGUUGUUUGCUUAAGGGUUAACGUAAUUCGCUAAUCCACCAUUAGUUUUAUGAAUUGUUAAUUGCUAAGAUCAUGUUAUUAGUUUCGAUUUCGAGGUAGUGUUAGUACUAAUUACUUUAUUUGACAUUUUGUAUUCAUCUUAAACUAGGUUCGCUCAUCCCGGAUUCUAGGUUUUGAUUAAUUAUUCAAUACGUGUACUAGUUUUACGAUACUUCUUCCAUUUUAAUAAAUAUCACUUUGACACUUUUCACAUAGAUUAAGAAAGUAGCGAAAAUAUAUGUAAGUUGUUAUUAAUUAUAUUUUUCUGACCAAUAAUAUUUUAGAUAAAUAAAAUUAUUUAUGAAACCAAUGCAAUUUUAAUUUUCAGUUGAAAAUAAGUAUAAUUUGCAUUGAAAUUGUAAAGUAACACUUUUUGUGUAACAAAAAAAAAACUAGAAUGACAUUUAUUAUGAAACGGAAAGAUUAUUAGAUCUAGUUCAUUAAAACUUUGGUUCUGAUGUCAGAUAUUGUACUACUAGUCAGCACUUUACAUUAAAAUAUUUAUUUAUUUUAAUUACAUAUAAUGUAGAGCUUGAUGUCACUAUUGACUUAUAAAUUUGAAAGUAGUUCAUUCAACAAAGCCUCCUUAAUUAGAUUUUUUAUUUAUUUGCUGAGUCCACAAAAAAAUUAGAGUUUAUGGGGAAUAACAUACGUCAUUGCAAACACCUUAUUUUACAUGGCAGGUUAAAAAAGCCAUUCAUCAAAAAUAGAAUUGGGUCGAGAAAAACUCGGACAUUUGUUUUCUUUUCGACAAAGUCCCACAAUUUCUUUCUAAAUAUUGACUAAAAAAUCUAAGGUUCAUUUUUCCCUCUCUCUUAGAAAACCAGGUCAACAUAGCCUAGCCAUAGAAAAAAAAAAAAAGAGAGAAGACAAACGACGAACCAAAAAAAAUCAAGUAUUGACAGAAGACGAACCCACCAACCACGUCUAUUGACAAUUAUACAUCGAUUUGAGAAGAGACAACAACAACAUUUCAUGCAUCUCUUCUUUUUUACUGUAAAUUUUAGCCUAGUUUGAUCAUAAUGCCAUUGUGUGCAAAGUUAUUGAUUCAAGGAGAGGGCAUGCAACAAAACAAGCUUUCCUGAGGUUGGUUUAGCUGACUGUUCCUCGACGGGGUUUAGGUUCUCUCUAGCAGCGAAAGGAUGGCAGAAAAUCAGGCAGAGAAAAGGUCGCGUCGUGGGUUGUUAGGUUUCGUGUUUGGUAGACGUGGCUUGUGGUCCAAGAAAUGUACUGCGGACAAUGGUAAUAAAACCCCAAUGCGUAGCAGCAACGCCUCCGCACCUUGCACCUCUAAUAUUCAGUUCACCAAAUCUCCUGGUAACGAAUUAAACUCCAAAAAGCUACAAGAAUAUAAAGUUUCACCUGAACCGAUCCAGAACCAGACUCAGACCCAAAUACAAAGACCUAUUUCAAAACCCUUAUCGAAUCAAUACCCUAAUAAUAAUCCAGGACCGGUCCAACAACAAGCCAGGAAGGUGGUGCCUAGGGAAUCUAUCGGUUUAUCAGGUGAGCUUGAGAGUAUGAUCAUGGACAAUCAGAAAGCCAAAGGGAUGAUGUUUGGUAGCCUCGGGAACUUGAAGCAGCCAGGAACAACAGCGGUUGGGAAUCAAACCACUGUUCAAAACAGUGGAUACGGUAGGAAGACAAUGGAAGGUGAAAGGCAAACACCGGUUAGGCCAAUAUCGGUUUCAAAUAACCAGGACCAGUCAGGGUCUUUGUGUAGGGCGAUAUCCACUCGAAUGGAUCCUGAAACGUUAAAGAUAAUGGGGAAUGAAGAUUACAAGAACGGCAACUUCGUAGAGGCUUUAGCAUUGUAUGAUGCUGCGAUAGCCAUCGAUCCGAAAAAGGCUGCUUAUCGUAGCAACAAAAGCGCAGCAUUAACAGCAUUGGGGAGAAUCCUUGAAGCAGUGUUUGAGUGUAGGGAAGCAAUCAGAAUGGAGCCUCAUUACCAUAGAGCUCAUCACCGGUUAGCUAACUUGUACCUCAGGUUAGGAGAGGUGGAGAAUUCAAUAUAUCAUAUCAAACGUUCGGGUCCAGAAGCAGACCAAGAAGACAUUUUGAAGGCCAAAACGGUACAGAUGCAUCUCAACAAAUGCACAGAAGCCAAAAGAUUGCGAGAUUGGAACAAUCUGAUUAAAGAAACGAAAAACACCAUAGCUUCAGGGGCUGAUGCAGCUACCCAAGUAUAUGCAUUGCAAGCAGAAGCGUUUUUAAAGAGUUACAGACAUCAAGAGGCCGAUGAUGCUUUGUCUAGAUGUCCAGUUUUUGAUGUGGAAAUGAAUACUAAAUAUUAUGGACCGAUCGGUUAUGCCGGUUUCUUGGUCGUAUGGGCUCAGGUUCACAUGUCUUUGGGCAGAUUUGGAGAAGCGGUUGAGGCGAUUCAACUAGCAGCCAAGCUGGACAGGAACAACAGGGAAGUAAGUAUGGUUCUCCGGCGUGUACAGGCCGUUACCCCGGCGCGGUCCAAAGGCAACGAUUUCUUCAAAGCGGGACGAUUUCAAGAAGCUAGCGCAGCUUAUGGGGAAGUACUAGAGCACGACUCAAGAAACUCAGUCCUGCUAUGUAACCGAGCGGCUUGUCUGUUCAAAAUGGGCCAGUUUGAUAGAGCCAUAGGAGAUUCCACGGCAGCACUUGCAGUCCGUCCUGCCUACGCCAAGGCUAGGCUGAGAAGAGCAGACUGUAACGCUAAGCUUGGGAACUGGGAGUUAGCGGUUGGAGACUACGAGAUAUUGAGAAAAGAGACACCGGAAGACGACCAAGUGAUCAGAGGAUUGAUGGAGGCUCAGAAUCAUCUCGUGAAACGCCGUGGACAUGAGAAUCUUUAACCAAUCAUACACCGUUACAUUUGUGUUUUAUAAUAAUCUAGAACAAAGAUUUAAACUUUUGCUAAUAUGUUUAUAGUCUGAGUAGAUGGAGAUAACAUGUAAGACUUUAUAAAAUGAACUCUUCUUAUAUAUAUGCAAA
Brassica napus (rape) is the source of this 5427-nucleotide messenger RNA. Its product is annotated as inactive TPR repeat-containing thioredoxin TTL3. The record is from RefSeq and is a predicted model, not a curated record. The coding region runs from base 3606 to 5288 and encodes 560 amino acids. Gene Ontology annotation, molecular function: protein binding. NCBI's taxonomy places the organism in Eukaryota, Viridiplantae, Streptophyta, Magnoliopsida, Brassicales, Brassicaceae. The transcript has 4 exons. Gene Ontology annotation, cellular component: cytoplasm.